UGAAAUAUAAAAACACCCACAAAAAGAGGAACAAUUAAAAUAGGAUGUUUUUAUUUGGAGCUAUGUUUAAAACAUAUUCUGGGAGAAAGUUUAAAUGACUUUAUUAAAGCUUUUACAUUUAUUUUCUUGUUUUGGACAAUAGGACUCAAUUGCUUAUGAACAAAUUGCAUUUAACUUAAUUGAUCUCUUAGUGAUUAUAAAAAGCAAUUAACAUGAUUUAAUUGUUAAAAUACCAUUUUAAAUUUUAGCUGAAUUAUUCUUCAACAUGUAUAUUAUUAUUAUUACCUUUGGAUUUGAAAUUGCAUGUUCUUGAGAAGCACUAUGAGAAAUUUAUAGGAAGUUCCUUUGAAGAAGUCUCAAACGCAUACAUAGACGUCACUUUUCGGAAGAACAGGCGGUGCAUGUAAAGUGUUUGCGGCAACUUGCUGCCAUAAACACUUUGUGCAACAUGGCGGAUUGUUACACUGUGCUCAAGUGUGUGUCAACUUUAAGCUUCUUGUGGAUGAAGGUGUUGGGAACACACCAGGCUGAAGAAGUGGAACUGUUCCAUUCCGAGAGACACAGCCGUCUCAGCUGGACGUCUGAGCCCCACAGAGCAUGGAUUGAGAUCCUGCUCAGAAAUGGUGCAAUGCGUCCAGUUCCGGUUCUCCAAGCAUGCGGGAAGCAAAGAACAAGAACUCUUCUAAGUCAAUGGAUAGAGCGUAAAGAUAUGCAUAAUCUCCUAAUGGACAUCACCUUUGCGCAGCAAAAGGAGACAUCUGGUGAGAAUGCCAGUCUGCAAGUUCACUUGUUUGACUCAGAUGUACCCGCCACAAGAUUCCCAGACAGUCUGACCAUAGUGAAACUUCAGGACUCCAGGCCGUUUCACUCCAAUGCCUCACUCAGCCAAAUCAAUCAGCACCUGAUGCACAGCUUGGGGCUGAGCCUUGGUGUUGUAAGCCGUGUUGGUUUCCAGCUGGGGUUUUCCUACUCAGCAACAUGUGUGCUGGUCACCUCAAUCAGGCUUUACUACAAGAAGUGCCCUGCGGUCCACAUAGACCUUGUCUGGUUUGACAGCGCUGUGGCUGCACCAAAACCUGCUGUAGGUAUUUGUGUGGAAAACGCUGAGACGCUUUCUCUGCCCGAAAAGAAGUGUGACGCAUUUGGAGUGUGGGGUCCUUUGCAAGGCGGAUGUACAUGCAAAGCUGGACAUCAGGCCAUUAAUGGAACCUGUCAAGCAUGCAGGAGAGGCUACUAUAAAGCAGCAAGGGAGCAUGGAGAGUGCCGAGCGUGCCCACCAAACAGCAGGACGCUCAAGGAGGGAUCGGAUAGGUGUGACUGUUUGCAGGGCUUCCACCGUCUUCUACAUGACCCAGAUGACCUUGGCUGCACCAAGCCCCCUUCUGCGCCUGGCAAUCUAAUGGCACAUCGUCUUAACAACUCUGUCCUAAAUCUAACGUGGGAUCCUCCUCAUGAUUGGGGCGGUCGACAGGAAGUGAUGUAUCGAGUUAAAUGCGAGGAGAAAGCAGAAAGUGAAGAUGGCCAGUGGGCGGAAUGUGGGCGUGGAGUGUUUUUUUCCGCUGACUCAGCUGGGCUGACCAGCACUUCCGUGAGAGUCAUGGGACUCGACCCACACAAUGACUUCAGGCUGACUGUGCUCGGAUGGAAUGACGUCUCCAACCUAAUGGGGGCGCCACCUUCAUCUUCUGCCUCUGUAAUUAUUCAUAAAUGGAAAGUUCCUCCAGUGGAGAUGACGACGGCGCCGAUCCUAAAAGCCCCUGGAAAUGAUGUGACUGCUGCUCCACAAAGUCACUUCAACACAUGGCUGGCUUUUGUUGUUUUUUUUGGCAGCCUGCUCUGCUCUUCGAUUGUUGCUGUUGUCCUUGUUAAGUGUAGGAAUGACCAGAAAGUCAGGUCAGAGGUCCAGGAAAUGCAACUUUCGCCUAUCAACACUGGAACUUCCUACAGACUCCCACAAGAACGACAGGCAACGCCCCCACAGGCUCAUGGAGGUGUUGAUUCCCUUAAUCAAAAGAGCCAAGAUAGAGGGACCUCCAAGGAAGAGAGCGUGGCCCGGCUGUUGGAAGGUCUGAGUGACAGCCUGAUAGCCAACCUGAGGGAUGUUCUUGUGGAGAGAAACAAACUCACAUUGGGAAAAUGGCUGGGGAAAGGAGAGUAUGGCUCCGUCUUCGAGGGGCUCUUCUUUGCAGAGGACAACAUGCACGUCAGGGUUGCGGUGAAGACAAUGAGAGUGGGCAUGUACAGCCAGGAAGACUUGGGUGAGUUCCUCAGAGAGGCAGAGAGCAUGAAGAACUUCGAUCACAAAAACGUGGUGCAGCUUCUUGGAGUAACUUUGCAGAGAGAGCAGGACUCCCCAGUGGCCAUCCCCAUGGUCAUUCUGCCCUACAUGAAACAUGGCGACUUGCGGCGUUUCCUCAUCGCGAUGCGCUAUGGUGAUAUUCCAAUGUUUUUGCCACCUCAAAGCCUGCUGCGCUUCAUGGUUGACAUCUCAGCUGGGAUGGACUACCUGAACUCGCAGGGUUUUCUGCACCGAGACUUGGCAGCACGCAACUGCAUGCUGGGUGACGAUCUUGUUGUGCGCGUGGCAGAUUUUGGCCUGUCUCGGAAAAUCCACAGUAGCAAUUAUUACCGUCAACAAAAAUCCGUCCGUGUGCCAGUCAAGUGGUUGGCCAUCGAGAGCCUGUCUGACAUGGUUUACACCGCUAAGACUGACGUGUGGUCAUUUGGGGUGACAAUGUGGGAGAUUGCAUCUCUGGGCAGAACCCCCUACCCUGGAGUCCAAAACCAUGAGCUUCUGAACCUGCUUCUGUCUGGAUAUAGGCUCAGACGGCCUGAUGACUGUGACCACAAACUCUAUGAAAUCAUGCAGAGCUGCUGGGAUGAGGAACAGACACGCAGGCCUGGCUUCAAGGAACUGGGGGAAAAACUGGAGGCUCUUUUAAGGGAGCUCCCCAUCCUGGAUGCCUGCCAGGGGGCUUUCUACAUCAACCAGGGCUUGGAGGCUGCAUCUGCUGUCUCAGAGAACCAGCAAACUUGCUGUCAGGCCCGAGGGGAGAACUUGUACCUGUCCAGUCCUGUGGAUGAAGUCUAGUGGGACCUAUAAGCAGACUAUCCGAAGUGUAUUUCCAGCUCAUUAAGUAUUCACAGCACUUAUAUUUUUCCACAUUUUUUUGUGUUACAGCCUUAUUUUAGAAUGGAAUACACUCAGUUUCCUAAACAAAAUCUACAUACAAACCCCAUAAUGUCAACAUGAGUGAAAAAAACUUAGCAUUUUAAAAACAUUGUACAGAAAACUUCAGAUAUCAUUUGUACAAAAGUCCUCACAAUCUUUGCUGUGAAGCUAGAGAUGAAGCUCAGGUGCAUCCAGUUUCCCCUGAUCUUCCUUCGGGUAUGUCUACAGCUUCAUUGGGCUCCACUUGUUGUUGUAAAUUCUGUUGAUUGGACAUGGAAGAAGUUCAGAACCACCGGGCUUCUUCCUUGAGGACAACAGAUCUGUAACAAAUACACUGACACUUCCCAUCCAACCUGAUGGACCUUUAGAGGCACUGCAAAGAGUAGGUGGGUAGGUCUUUAUUGUCAUUGCAACAAGUACAACGAAACUUUGUUUUCAGCACAAACCUGUUCAAAAUUAGACAAACAAAGAGUGUACAGGGUUACAGAACAAGAACGCUGAUGGGUCGCCAUAAGGCGCCCCGUAAAAGAUGGGAAAAAGGUAAACGCAGGGGAAGGAUGAGUAAAAAAAUAGAAUCCAGACUGGGCUCCUAAGGGGGCCCAGUUCGGAGUGAGAAAAAACCUCCAUAGCAAAGUACAUAUACAUAAUACAACAUACAUCUCGAGAUAUCUAGCAACAGAGGGAAGGUAGUUCAAGGUCAUGGUGGUAGACCGCAGUUCUCAGGCGCUGACCAUCCAUUCAUCACCCCUAUGGGAUUUGCGUCGAGGGUGUUGGAUUGGGGGAUGGGGGGGUGUAUGUGUGGCGUAUUUUUUUUGUGGAUGUGGAUGUGUGUGUGUGUGUGUGUGUGUGUGUGUGUGUGUGUGUGUGUGUGUGUGUGUGUGUAUAAGCCCAUAGUGUGUCUCUGUUCCGCGGCCUUGAUGUAUUUGCCGUCGCUAGUCCAAAGUUCACAACAACAGGUGUAUGUCCAUGAGAGACAAAAAAAGGGAGUUUGUUGUGUCUUCGCUUGCAGUGAUCUUCGGGAGAGUCUCGAAGCCAGGAGACAAUCCAAGUUAAAAAGAUUUGUAUGCGAGUGAAAAUAAAAUUUGCUUUUCACUCUAAAAUUGUCUAUGAAUAAUGGGUGAAACUGCUCAAAAAUAUAAGUGCUAGGCUUGUAGCAUUGUAUUCAAUGGCUUUAUGUCGCGUCACACCUGGGUGCUGUUGCCUCAGACUCAAACAUUUGGUGUACAGCAACAUUUGUAGCAGGAAGCCCGGUGAAAACGCCACAUACUGUACAUGUGGUGUUAUAGCGUUCCAAAGAGAGUCCAUCCUAAAUGGUUUGCUGUUGUUGCUCAAACAACAAAACAAAAAGGUUGCUGCUGUGUUGAGCCUUUCGCUUUUAUCAAGUGGAGCCAAGUUGAAUGCGUGAUCCAGUUUGUAGUGACCACUUUGUCAAUGUCUGUAUAAACUUCAAAUAAACUUCAGAAGCAUGUUUA
This is a messenger RNA of Nerophis ophidion (straightnose pipefish), 4644 nucleotides long. RefSeq names its product tyrosine-protein kinase receptor TYRO3. Gene Ontology annotation, cellular component: signaling receptor complex. Gene Ontology annotation, biological process: nervous system development; cell surface receptor protein tyrosine kinase signaling pathway; protein phosphorylation. The coding region runs from base 449 to 3091 and encodes 880 amino acids. NCBI's taxonomy places the organism in Eukaryota, Metazoa, Chordata, Actinopteri, Syngnathiformes, Syngnathidae. The transcript has 15 exons. The record is from RefSeq and is a predicted model, not a curated record. Gene Ontology annotation, molecular function: protein binding; transmembrane receptor protein tyrosine kinase activity; ATP binding.